UCUCAGAUGUCAGACACUCAGGGGGCUCAUGUUGCCUUCCUCCUCCUCCUCCUCCAAUUCGGAAACGGGAUGUGAUGCAAAUACACAGAAACUUUUUUUUUUUUCCUUCCCUGCUCCUCUCUGCGGAGUGUGCAGAGCUUCUCCACCUCAAACACACCGCUGGAGGAAAAGUCGCAGAAGAAGACGAAAAAAGACGUCAAAUGAAGUGAGUCAGGGAAUGAAUUCGGAGGUAAAGACACCGUCGCUUUUCUCCACCAUGAUCCUGUGAGCUCCUCCGUCUGUCUGCGACCGCAAACCUCCGAGCAGCCGGGACUGAACUCCGAGAAAAAACGGAUCCGAGCGGUGAGGAGAGAAGAGGAGCUCACCGCUGCUGCUGCUGCUGCUUGUUGUGGAUCCGGAGGGAGCGCGCGGACAGAAAUGUAGCAUGUGUUUUGGUGAGAUUGUUGGACCAUCAUGCACCUCUUCCUGCUGCUGAUCCUUCAAGCCACAGCAGCUUUUGGACAGAUCGAUCCUGUACACUGUCGCUAUGCCUUGGGCAUGGAGGAUGGUCGCAUUAAAGAUGAUGACAUCACAGCUUCCAGCCAAUGGUACGAGACCACAGGACCACAGUACGCCAGGUUGAAUCGUGAGGAGGGAGAAGGUGCCUGGUGUCCUGAGGGACAGCUGGAGCCUUCAGACAGUCAGUACCUGCAGGUGGACCUGGGCAGGCUGACUUUCCUUACUGUGGUCGGGACUCAGGGACGAUACGCCAGGAACUCUGGGAACGAGUUCGCCCGAGCUUACCUCAACUACAGCAGGGACGGCCUGCUGUGGAAGUCUUGGAAAAACCGGCUAGGAAACACGGUGAUGCAGGCCAACAAAAAUGCCUACGCCUCCGUCAUCAACGACCUUCACCCUCCAGUCAUCACUCGUUAUGUGCGGCUGAUCCCGGUCACCACGUUGUCGACAACUGUGUGCAUGCGAGUGGAGCUGUACGGCUGUCCGUGGGAGGAUGGUCUUGUCUCAUACAGCGCUCCAGAGGGUCAGCUCAUGAUGCCGCCCGGUUACCCCAUCGCCAGCCUCAACGACUCCACGUAUGACGGAGAUCAUGAGAAGAGGAAGCUGUUUGGCGGGAUGGGUCAGCUGACGGACGGCGUGAUCGGUAUGGACGACUUCCUUCUGACUCGUCAGUACCAUGUGUGGCCAGGCUACGACUACCUUGGCUGGAGGAAUGACUCGCUGGGAACUCAGGGAUUUGUGGAGAUGGAGUUUGUGUUCGACAGGCAGAGGAACUUCACCUCCAUGAAGGUUCACAGUAACAACAUGUUCUCCCGCGGUGUGAAGAUCUUUGCCUCUGUUUCCUGUUGGUUUAAGCCUCGCUUUGCUGGCUGGGAGGCGGAGGCAGUGGCGUUCAAGACGGUUUUGGACGACAGAAACCCGAGUGCCCGUUACGUCACUGUCCCUCUGAACCGCCGCACGGCCAAAUCCCUCCGCUGCCGCUUUAACUUCGCCGACGUCUGGAUGAUGUUCAGUGAAAUCUCCUUUCAGUCUGAGGACACCGUCCUCUCCACACAGAUGACCAUGGCGGUGACCUCCUCUCCAGCCAAUAAGGAUAGCACCAUGCCAACGACGCUACAGACAGCUAAUCCAUCCGCCAGUGACCCUCCAGAUGACGGGAAAACGCCCAUUCUGAUUGGCUGCUUGGUGACCAUCAUCCUACUGCUGGUCAUCAUCAUCUUCCUCAUCCUGUGGUGCCAAUAUGUCUGUAAGGUGCUGGAGAAGGCUCCACGUCGGAUCCUUGAUGAGGAGGUGACAGUUCGGCUGUCGUCCUGCAGCGACACCAUCAUCCUCCAGACCCCCCCUGUGCCCCCCCGCUCUGGUCAUGCCUCUACAGGCCCCGCCAACACUGACCCUCACUAUGAGAGAGUGUUCCUGUUGGACCCACAGUACCAGAACCCGGCCGCGCUGAGAAACAAGCUGCCGGAGCUGUCGCAGAGUGCAGAGGCCUCAGCUUGUGGAGGAGGUUACGCAGAGCCAGACAUCACCCAGUGCACUCCCCACCAGUGUUUCCAUAGCAACGCACCGCACUACGCCGAGACGGACAUCGUGCGGUUGCAGGGCGUCACAGGAAGCAACAUGUACGCCGUCCCCGCCCUCACCGUGGACUCUCUCACCAGAAAGGACAUCUCGGCGGCGGAGUUCCCUAGGCAACAGCUGAUCUUCAGGGAGAAACUGGGGGAGGGGCAGUUUGGAGAGGUCCACCUGUGUGAGGCUGAGGGUCUACCAGAAUUCCUUGGGGAGGGGUCGCCUCUCCCUGACAGAGAUGAACAUUCAGUGCUUGUGGCUGUUAAACAGCUGAGGGCCGACGCAACCAGCCAAGCCAGGAACGACUUUCUGAAGGAAAUAAAGAUCAUGUCUCGUCUGAACGACCCCAACAUCAUCCGACUGCUUUGUGUGUGCGUGUCGUCCGACCCGCUGUGUAUGGUGACGGAGUACAUGGAGAACGGCGACCUCAACAUGUUCCUCUCACAGCGGGAGAUCGAGAGCACGCUCACACAUGCCAACAACAUCCCUUCAGUCAGUCUAUCCGACCUCCUUCACAUGUCGGUGCAGAUCUCGUCGGGGAUGAAGUACCUGGCGUCUCUGAACUUUGUGCACCGUGACCUAGCCACCAGGAACUGCCUGCUGGACCGCCGUCUCACCAUCAAGAUUGCGGACUUCGGAAUGAGCCGAAAUCUUUACAGCAGCGACUACUAUCGCAUCCAGGGCCGGGCGGUGCUGCCGAUACGAUGGAUGGCCUGGGAGAGCAUCCUGCUGGGUAAGUUCACCACUGCCAGUGAUGUGUGGGCGUUUGGUGUCACCCUGUGGGAGAUCUUCACACUGUGUAAGGAGCAGCCCUACAGCCUGCUGUCUGACGAACAGGUCAUAGAGAACACUGGCGAGUUCUUCAGGAACCAGGGCAGACAGAUCUUUCUUUACGGCCCUCCACUCUGCCCACCUUCACUCUUCGAGCUGAUGAUGCGCUGUUGGAGCCGAGACAUACCGGACCGACCCACCUUUGAGGGACUCUACCAGGCCCUGAGGCCCCACGUCAACCAGUGAGCCGAGGCCUGGAGGACGUACCACUCAGGGUCUCAUUCAUGGUGGGUUUGUUCAUCUCUGGACUCCUGUAAGAAGACAAACUGACACGAGAGGACAGAGGACUGGAAUUGCGUUGCGAGAGAGUUGCUGUCAUGAAGAAUGAAAUAACUGUGGUCCGAUGGAUGGUUUACAUUGUGGUAACAACGGCGCUCUAUUCUGCAAGACACGAUGUAGAAGAGAGACAGCUGGUCGACUUAUUGGAGAAGCGUCCUGUGACUCAAAAUGUUUAAAUCAAAACCUUUUUUCAGUCGAUAGUGAACAAAGAUUUUUAAGCUUUUGAAGAUUUCUAUCAUUUGUGAUUUCACAGUACUAUCUUUUGUAAGCCCUCUUGACCAAAAUGUCUUUUCACUUAACUUUCUUUCUGUCCUAAACUUUGUUUUUUCCUCGCUUUGGCUUUUUAAAGAAGCCAAAAACUGGACGGACUCUUCAUCAUGGUAGUUUCUCCUUUCCCUGUGGUUUUUAUUGUUAAUGUAAAGCACUGUCUGUGUCUCUCAGUUAUUCAUGUUCUUAUAUUAACCCACACUGGAGCUAGGGCUAGGGUCAAAUUGUAGAGUAGUUGUAUUUUUUUGAUUUUAAUUCUAUUUUAUUGUUCUGGUUUUUACAGUAUUUCAUUUUUGUUGGUCUUGGAUGUUGAUAUGAAUGUUGUUCAGCUGAGGUUCACGUUAAGGUGCCGGGAGGCUGCGUUGAAACCUGUGGGGUUCACGGACUGAAAAUCAGUCUGAUAAUCGUGGGUGACUGUCUCGAUUCUCGAUAUUGAAACCAAUAAGUAAAAUGUGUUGUGCCUUUUUUGUUGCCAAAGAGAAAUAAAGUAUGUAAGUAAUAAAAAAUUGUAAAACCAUC
This is a messenger RNA of Labrus bergylta (ballan wrasse), 3960 nucleotides long. It is a transcript of the gene ddr2l, whose product is annotated as discoidin domain receptor family, member 2, like. The record is from RefSeq and is a predicted model, not a curated record. Gene Ontology annotation, biological process: positive regulation of phosphatidylinositol 3-kinase/protein kinase B signal transduction; positive regulation of kinase activity; positive regulation of neuron projection development. Gene Ontology annotation, cellular component: signaling receptor complex; plasma membrane. NCBI's taxonomy places the organism in Eukaryota, Metazoa, Chordata, Actinopteri, Labriformes, Labridae. Gene Ontology annotation, molecular function: ATP binding; protein tyrosine kinase collagen receptor activity; collagen binding.